AGCAGCUCCCUUUCUCUUCCUCACUCUCGACCUGUCGUUGCCGUCCUCGAUCUUGCCCUUCCUCAACAUCGUCUGAUUCAUCACUUCAAGACCAAGACUUACCCCUAAAGAGCUCUUGCUGGCCUGCCUUAUUGCCUCCUUCGGCUCAUUUCUGGGCCAACAUCUCCACUCAAGUGCACACUCACUCCGCCCUCCGGUGAAAAGGGCACGAGCCAACGAAGCGCCACUUAACAAUCUCCUUUCGCAACGCAUUCGGCCAGCGAGCUCGCUCCCCUUCUUUCACUUGAAAAAGCCCAUUCUUGUGUCACUGUCACGAUCACAACAGCCUUCUCUCGUCACUGCUAGCACAUACCGUCCUCAUCUCCAUCCACGGACAGAAGAUGACGUCAACGCAGCAACAGCAGCAGCAGCAAGCUGUCCAGCAUGCGGCAUUCAACGUCGGGGCAACAUAUCAGGUCGUCGACGUGGUUGGAGAAGGCGCAUACGGUGUCGUCUGCUCCGCAAUCCACCUUCCUUCACAGACCCGCGUAGCCAUCAAGAGGAUAACGCCCUUUGACCACUCAAUGUUCUGCUUGCGCACCUUGCGAGAGAUCAAGCUGCUACGUCACUUCAAUCACGAGAAUAUCAUCUCUAUCCUGGAUAUCAUCAGGCCGACGAACCUCGAGACCUUCUCCGAGGUGUAUCUCAUUCAGGAACUCAUGGAAACAGACAUGCACCGAGUCAUCCGCACACAAGAGCUCUCGGACGAUCACUGCCAGUACUUCAUCUACCAGACCCUGCGAGGCCUCAAGGCUCUGCAUUCAGCGCAAGUCUUGCAUCGAGACUUGAAGCCGUCCAAUCUGCUGUUGAAUGCCAAUUGCGAUCUGAAGAUCUGCGACUUUGGCCUCGCGAGGAGCGCAAAUCAGCCUGAGGCUGAGGGGACGGGAUUCAUGACUGAGUACGUGGCCACGAGGUGGUAUAGGGCGCCGGAGAUCAUGUUGACUUUCAAGGAGUAUACCAAGGCAAUCGACGUCUGGUCCGUCGGCUGCAUCCUGGCAGAGAUGCUCUCAGGCAAGCCUCUCUUCCCAGGUCGUGACUACCACCAUCAACUCUCCCUCACCCUCGAAAUCCUUGGCACCCCCUCGCUGGACGACUUCUACGCAAUCUCCUCGACGCGCUCCCGAGACUACAUUCGUGCCCUCCCCUUCAGAAAGCGACGCAACUUCUCUCAGAUGUUUCCCAACGCCAAUCCGCUAGCCGUGGACCUGAUGGAGCGCUGUCUGACCUUCUCGCCACGCAAGCGCAUCACGGUGGACGAAGCGCUCGCUCACCCUUACUUGGAGCCCUACCACGAUCCAGAGGACGAGCCGACCGCUGAGCCGCUGGACCCGAGCUUCUUCAGCUUUGACUAUUCAAAGGAGCAGCUCAGUCGGGGGCAGUUAAAGGAGUUGAUUUAUGUGGAGUGUACGAGGUGAGCGGGCCAUGACAGGCUGAUGGUCAAGGGCCGGGCUGUCACCCACUUCAUCUCACAAAGCGGGGCAGCCGGUCCUGCCUCUCAUGCCCAUUCGUCCUCCUGUGUGGAUCCACUCUUCUCUGCUUUCUCUCAACUCGAUACCUCAUGCUGCCGUCC
This is a messenger RNA of Jaminaea rosea, 1609 nucleotides long. RefSeq names its product putative MAP kinase Kpp2. The record is from RefSeq and is a predicted model, not a curated record. Gene Ontology annotation, biological process: intracellular signal transduction; protein phosphorylation. The transcript is spliced from 5 exons. Gene Ontology annotation, cellular component: cytoplasm; nucleus. Bases 381 to 1454 code for a protein of 357 amino acids. Gene Ontology annotation, molecular function: ATP binding; MAP kinase activity. NCBI's taxonomy places the organism in Eukaryota, Fungi, Basidiomycota, Exobasidiomycetes, Microstromatales.